CAGCCUCCGCGCGGACCACUCUGGCUCCCUCCUCUCUUCUCCUCGCCUCGCCAUGGCCGCUGCCAGGUGGGCCCCGAUCGCCGGCCUCCUCCUGCUCCUCCCGUUCGCGGCGACUCCGUCCCGCGCCGCCACGCCGGCGAGGUCCCCGUCGUCGUCCACCGCCGUGUUCCAGCUCCAGGGCGACGUAUACCCCACAGGCCACUUCUAUGCCACGCUGAGCAUCGGGGACCCAGCGAAGCCGUACUUCCUGGACGUGGACACUGGCAGCGAUCUCACCUGGCUGCAGUGCGACGCACCCUGCAAGAGCUGCAACAAGGUGCCACACCCGUUGUAUCGGCCAACGAAGAACAAGCUGCUGCCAUGUGCAAACUCACUCUGCACUGCACUACUCCGUGGUCUGGGCGCUAAUAACAAGUGCCCCUCACCGCAGCAAUGCGACUAUCGAAUAAAGUACACAGACAGCGCAUCUUCUCAAGGUGUGCUCGUCACUGACAGCUUCUCUCUGCCCCUGAGGAAUUCAUCCAACGUUCGUGCCAGCCUCACCUUUGGCUGUGGGUAUGACCAGCAAGUGGGGAAAAAUGGCGCGGUGCAAGCAGCGACAGAUGGCCUGCUUGGGCUUGGGAGGGGAUCAGUUAGCCUGCUUUCACAGCUCAAGCAGCAAGGGAUCACCAAGAACGUUCUUGGUCAUUGCCUCAGCACGAACGGAGGAGGCUUCCUCUUCUUUGGUGAUGCCAUGGUGCCUACAUCACGUGUAACUUGGGUGCCCAUGGCACGGAGCACAGCCGGGAACUACUACUCACCUGGCUCAGCAACACUGUACUUCGAUAGACGUUCGCUAGGUGUGAAGCCAAUGGAGGUGGUGUUUGACAGUGGUAGCACCUAUACCUACUUUUCUGCCCAGCCAUACCAAGCUGUGGUUUCUGCGCUCAAGGGUAGUCUCAGCAAAUCACUUAAACAGGUGUCAGAUCCCAGUCUGCCUCUGUGCUGGAAAGGGCAGAAGUCAUUCAAAUCUGUGUUUGAUGUCAAGAAGGAUUUUAAGUCACUGUUACUGAGCUUCGCUAGUGGAAAGAAUGCUGUCAUGGAGAUCCCUCCUGAAAACUACCUCAUUGUCACGAAAAUUGGAAAUGUGUGCUUGGGCAUCCUUGACGGAUCGGCGGCUAAACUGAGUUUCAACGUAAUUGGAGACAUUACAAUGCAGGAUCAGAUGGUGAUAUAUGAUAACGAGAGAGGGCAGCUCGGAUGGGUGCGUGGAGCAUGCAGUAGGAGCGCCAAGUCUAUUACGUCUUUCUUUCCAUAACCAUUUCUCGUACUUGAACCAUCAGCCCUUGAAUUCAUUUCUAUCUAUCCAAAAAAUUGGCUGUACUGUUGAGUUGAAAAAAACUACAGCUAUCCUCAACUUCCCUGAAUGAUCAGUUUGCUAACUGAAGAGUGCCAGCUUAUUACCAUCCAAAUAAGUUUGUAUUAACAUGCCAGGGGAAUGGGAGAUUGUAAGAGCGAAGGUUAGAGAGGCAGAUAGGAUGUUACCAACUGUGGCUCCUCCUGUUCAUUGUUACAAAAUUAGCUCCUGCAGCGACAUAGAUCUACCAGAAGGAAGUCCAUAAUUUAUAAUGAGAUGAAGUCCAUAAUUUAUAAGACUAGCCUGAAUUGUUCUUUGUAUGCGCUUUACUUGAAGCUUCUUCUAGAUUUCCAUUUUUGAAAUAAGGACAGGAGAGCAGCUUAUAAUUACAUUGCAAUAAUAGAAAUGAAAUUAUGUACAAACAAAAGCAAAGAAACUGAAAGGACAAAGAAGGCUCCUCUAAAUUUCAAUAUGCAAAUAUGUGACGCGUGAACGCCUCACAUUGGUUCCAGAAUUGAUUACAGGACAAUCGUGGGUUGGUUUUCUGUGAUUGCAGAAUUUCCUGAUCUACUGCAGUUCAUGUAGUAUAAUUGUAGUAUCAAGAGUUAGUAGUAGACUGCUGCUGCACUAUUGUUCAUUUUAGUUCCAUCUCAAGUAUGAACUUCUUCAACAUUGA
Messenger RNA from Phragmites australis (common reed), 2012 nucleotides. RefSeq names its product aspartic proteinase Asp1-like. Gene Ontology annotation, molecular function: aspartic-type endopeptidase activity. Lineage: Eukaryota; Viridiplantae; Streptophyta; Magnoliopsida; Poales; Poaceae. The record is from RefSeq and is a predicted model, not a curated record. The transcript is spliced from 8 exons. The coding region runs from base 53 to 1297 and encodes 414 amino acids. Gene Ontology annotation, biological process: proteolysis.